Molecule: messenger RNA, 2560 nt
Organism: Linum trigynum
Lineage: Eukaryota; Viridiplantae; Streptophyta; Magnoliopsida; Malpighiales; Linaceae
Source: the annotation of a GenBank genome assembly
CGUGUUUGCUGCUUCCCCUCCCUUCCUUUCUGAACCCACCCCCAGUGUUUCGGUUAUUUUGUCUCUUUUUCCCCCCUUUCUUUUUCUUCUUCUGAACUUUCUCUCCCUCCAUCCAUGGCUCCAUCCUCCCCUUCUCCGCCAUUAAUCUAAUCAACUACAACCCCCCCAAAAAGGACCUUCCCCUUUUUCCCCCCCAUCCACCGCAUUCCCUCUCCUCUCCCCCAAGUCCCACCACCGCCGCCGCCAUGCUCCACCGCCGACUCCUCCUCUUCCUCUUCCUCCUCUCCCCUGUUUCCGCCGCCGACGACUCCAAACCCCCACAACCCAACCCUCCCCCUCCACCAUACCCCAUCGGCGAUAUUGCCCUCCCCGGCUACCUCUCCCCUCCCCCUGACUUCCCCGCCCUCCUCAACUCCGGCGAAACCCCUGCCCUCCGCCCCAGCCUCGCCGUCGUCGUCGCCAUCUCCACCACCGUCUUCUCCGUCACCUUCCUCCUCCUCCUCUACGCCAAGCACUGCAAGCGUCCCCCCGACAGCGCCAGAAACCCUCCUUACCACGGCGCCAACAACCUGGCCAGGAAAAACUCCGGCGUCGACAGGUCGGUGAUCGAGUCCCUUCCCCUCUUCCGGUUCAGCUCGCUCAGAGGCCACAAGGACGGGCUCGAGUGCGCCGUCUGUCUCAAUCGGUUCGAGAACCCCGAGGUUCUCCGCCUCUUACCCAAAUGCCGCCACGCCUUCCACGUCGAUUGCGUCGAUACCUGGCUCGACGCCCACUCCACCUGCCCUCUCUGCCGCCACCGCGUCCACCCGGAGGACGUCCUCAUCGCAAUUGACGACCGCGGCGACGAGGAGGUGGAAGAAGAAGAAGAACGCCCCGCCGCGUCGUCACAGGCGGAAGCCCAAAACGCCGCCGUAUCUGGCUCGCCUGGAAUUGCAAUCGAAGCCGAAUUGGAAGAGCCUCGUCAUCCGAUUACGACGGACAUUGAAACCGGAAAACCGGAUUCCUCCAUUAAUACCUCGGCCUCUGUCUCCGAACAGAGCUCCCGUCGAGUCGCCGGCAGGCAUUCAUCGGCGGGGGAGAGGGCGACCGGAACAGGGAGCGGGUUUCUCUCCCAGAUUUUUUCUUCCCAUAGGAAGAGCACUUUCUCUGGAAGCUCGACUCCAUCGGUGAGAAAGUCGAUUGCGGGUUUGGAGAAGAAGAAGCGAGGAAGUGCCGAUUCAUCUACCGUGGCCGUCGGUUGCUUCGACCGUUACCAGCGGAAGGACGGGCUGCUCUUGACCCGGCAGCAGCAGGGUGACGGAUCGGGUUCGGCAUCCGGGUCGGUCUCCACGGCUGACAGGGCCCGCUUGGAGCAUCGGAUAAUCGUGUCGGCCGGCCGGGAAAUUCAAACCCAUAGGUGGAGCGACGUACAGCCGUCGGAUCGUCUCUAUCUCCGGUCAGAAAUGAUCAUUAGUCGCAGCCGUGGGGUACAUUCGGAAAGGAGACCGCCGCCACCGCGGCCUCCGCCUCUUCCCCCGCCGCGGAGGAUUCCCGCGGCACAAGUACAAACUUCUUAGGUGUAAUGUUACUAUAGAUAGCUAAGCUGCAUAUUGGCUUUUUUUGGUAGCAAGAGAAGAUUUUUGGGUGGAUGAGGUAAAAGAGAAAAUGAUUAUGCCCUUUUUUCUCAACUUUAAUGAUUGUUUCCUGGGUGUUCCGAUUUUGAGUUGGAUGAUGAAAGGAUUGCCCAAGGAACAUAAUCAAAUGAUGAUCAAUCAUCAAUCUUUCUUUGGAGAGGGACUACUACCCCGAAGCAUAGAAGUGGAGCCCUCGCCCCUCAAAGAAAAAGUUCGCACCUUUAUGAUUCAAGAGGUUGUAUUGAGCAGGAUUUGGCUUAGCAAUUCUGUUUCUUGAGGAAGAGAAAAUGUCCUUUGAAAGGAUUCGAAGAGUUUUGUAGAUGUAAUGCAAGAGUAGUGAAUUGCAGGGUUCUUGUAGAAUGUACCAUAUGUUAGGAAGAUUAGGAUGAGCUUCUUUUGCCCUGUAUUUCCCUUGAUUGGUUUCCCUCCUGCUGAGAGGAAUCUCUAGCUCAAUGGAUUUGUGUUUUUUUGGUCCUCGUGCCUUGUGUGUCCCUUCCUUGUUACAUUGUGGCAGAAUCUGAAUCAUGAGGUCUCUAUCUCUGCAUUAUGCAGCUGAAUAUGCCUUCUGUUCCUCCAUUCAAUGGCUCUAACUACGAAUGGUGGCACUGGAACCAUGAAAAGCAUGGUUGGUUUUACGUUCCUGCCUUUAGUUUGCUGUUACUGAUAUCGAGCUUUGAUUAGGAAUAUGCCUUCAAUGUUUCAUGUCGUUGUGAAUCUGGAGCUUGGAUGCAGAUAGGCAACUAGGAGUUCCAACAAGAAUUUACCUUUUGGAGAAAUGAAUUCAUCUUUGAACGCUAGUUGACCGAUUCAUAAGAGAAGCAACUAAUGGGGCAACUCUACUAGGUAAUGUGAAUAGCAUGAGCUCAUGUAUCUGCUGCUAGAUCAUCAAUAGCUAAGAGCCUAAGAGAACAGACUUCUCAUGACUGUAAUAAAUGAUCAAGGUUGGA